AAAGGAAAUUGCAUUCGGAUUUCUUUUCCUCGAAAGCAUAAAUUGCCAAAGAUACAAAACAAUGCUAAAUGUCUCCACUCUAUAUAGUCAGUAACGCCACUCCCAUUUUUUCUUAUUUAAAUACCAUCACUUUCCUCCUACAACCUCUCCAUUCUCAUCUCUCUCUGCUUUUCUUUCCAUAUUUUCCUCUGUUUUCUCUCCAAACAGACACCAUGGUCGUCCACUCACAACCCACUGCAUUAGACCAUUGUUCUCUGAUCAAAACAUGCAAGCCGACCACCAGUGUUUUCAAUGGAAUCCCAGUGGUAAACCUGCGAGACCCCGAAGCAAAGACACUCAUAGUCAAAGCUUGCGAGGAAUACGGUUUCUUCAAGCUGGUCAAUCAUGGCGUCCCAAUGGAAUUCAUCACCAGAUUGGAAACCGAAGCUCUAAAGUUCUUUAAUUUCCCCCAGUCCUACAAAGACAAAGCCGGCCCUCCCGACCCUUUCGGCUAUGGCUGCAAAAUGAUCGGCUCCAAUGGCGAUAUGGGAUGGAUUGAGUAUCUCCUCCUCAACACCAACCCUCAAAUCACUUCCCAAAAAACCCACACCGUUUUCAGAGAAAACCGCGAAAUUUUCCGCUCAGCCGUGGAUGACUAUAUCCAGGCGGUGAAGAGAAUGACAUUCGAAGUGGUGGAACUAAUGGCGGAUGGUUUAAAGAUAGAGCCGAGGGAUGCGUUGAGUAGGCCGUUGAGAGAUGAGAAGAGUGACUCGUGUUUCAGGCUGAACCACUAUCCGCCAUGCCCGGAGCUUCAAGCAUUGAGUGGUAGGAAUUUGAUAGGGUUCGGGGAGCAUACAGAUCCGCAGAUUAUAUCUGUACUGAGAUCCAACAACACCUCAGGUCUACAAAUAUUUCUCAAAGAUAAGACUUGGGUUUCAGUCCCACCUGAUCACGCCUCCUUUUUCAUCAAUGUUGGCGAUGCCUUGCAGGUGAUGACAAAUGGGAGGCUUAGAAGUGUGAGGCAUAGGGUAUUGGCAGACUCCGUGAGCUCAAGGCUUUCAAUGAUCUACUUCGGAGGACCACCUUUGAAUGAAAAGAUAGUGCCUUUAGCCUCAUUAAUGGCAAAAGGAGAAGAGAGCUUAUACAAGGAGUUCACAUGGUGGGAAUACAAGACAUCUGCCUACAAAUCAAGGCUGGGUGAUUAUAGGCUUGGCCUGUUUGAGAAAACAGCUUCUGGCCUAUGAUUUCUAGCUUU
Messenger RNA from Hibiscus syriacus, 1234 nucleotides. RefSeq names its product gibberellin 2-beta-dioxygenase-like. Gene Ontology annotation, molecular function: zinc ion binding; metallocarboxypeptidase activity. The record is from RefSeq and is a predicted model, not a curated record. NCBI's taxonomy places the organism in Eukaryota, Viridiplantae, Streptophyta, Magnoliopsida, Malvales, Malvaceae. Gene Ontology annotation, biological process: proteolysis; gibberellin catabolic process; response to light stimulus. Bases 69 to 1223 code for a protein of 384 amino acids. The transcript is spliced from 3 exons.